Spirometra erinaceieuropaei is the source of this 576-nucleotide messenger RNA. The record is from the annotation of a GenBank genome assembly. NCBI's taxonomy places the organism in Eukaryota, Metazoa, Platyhelminthes, Cestoda, Diphyllobothriidea, Diphyllobothriidae.
AUGAAGAACUCAAGUGCAAAAUCGCUAAUUGACCGACGCAUGGCGAAAGCACAAGAAACGGCCCUAGCCCGAUUCUACGGUCUCCCAAAAGUGCACAAAGAGGGCGUUCCUCUCCGGCCUAUCGUAUCACUAAAGGGCACUCCAACUUACGGACUGGCCAAGUGGCUGUUCCAACGUCUCAAGUUUCGGACCUCCGAUUCGAACACCACAGACAGCCCGUCAACGCAAUUCUUGGAGAAACUUAAGGGAGUAAGUCUCCUGCCAAGCGAUGUCAUGAUUUCCUUUGAUGUCACGCCCCUUUUUACUUCUAUCCCGCAGGACCUGGCAGUCGAGACCAUCGAACUACUCUUACGAGAGAAGUACGACGAAACGGAGAAUCGCCUCGGACACGCCCAAAUCAUCCAGCUCCUGAAGUUCUGUCUCAAGACGUACUUUACCUUCGACGGAACAGUCCACGAGCAGGUGAAGGGAACGCCAAUGGGUUCGCCGAUUUCGGGACUCAUAGCCGAGGCGCUCCUACAACGGCUGAAGUCGCUGGUUUUCCGACACCACAGACCGAAAUUCUGGGCUCGGUAA